AUGUGGAAGUACAUUUGUGCCCUCAUCAUCUUGAACGCCUGCUGCAACGCGGGACCACUCAAUCAAGAGAGGAAGAAUAUGCCCAUAAAGGCACACGAGGAUAGCGUUGCAAUGUCUCAGGAAUCCCAGACGCAGACGGAGACGGAAUCAGAAGUGCAAACGGAAGCGGAAGCAGCUGCUCCCUUGGUGGGCACUUUGACGUUGCCCAGCAAUGCCACUUCGAUCAGAGCGGACAUCACGGAUAGUUUUUCGUGUGCCAACAAAUCGUAUGGCUACUAUGCUGAUGUGGAGAACGAUUGCCAGAUCUUCCAUGUCUGUCUGACAGUGACUUACGCUGAUGGCAAGGAGAACACCUUCCGCUGGAGUUUCAUCUGCCCUGAGGAGACUAAUUUCAGUCAGAAAUCAUUCACUUGCAUGCGUCGCGAGGACAUGACCAUCGAGUGUGAGGAAAGCUACAGAUACUACGAGCUGAACAGCAACUUUGGCGUCUCCACAGAAGAAGAGAAGCAAUCUGCAGCGGCAGCCUCCGAGAACGAGCAGAUCGAUCAACAACCUGAGGAGAGCGAAGCUCCUGCUGCGCCUGCCGAGCCCGCGCCCGAACCCGUCGUGGAUCCUGCGAAGCCUGUGAAGGUGCAGAAGCCCAAGCCAAAGCCAAAUCGUCGCAAGCCCGCUGUUACCUACAACAAACCCCAGAGGAAGGCACCUGUUCCUGCCACCACAGCACCUGUCGUUGAGCCUGUUGAGGCAGUUGAACCCGAGCCUGUUGCUGUUGUAGAAGAACCUGUGCCAGAGGCUUCCGAACCAGUGGUUGCCAUUGCACAGCCGGAGACUGAGCCAGAGCCAGAACCAGAGCCACAGCCAGUGGAUAUUGCAGCUGAGCCAGAGCCAGAGCCAAAUAAGACUGAGACGGUAGCUGAGCAGGAUGCCCCAAUUAAGAUGGAACUGAAUGAAGUGCAACCCGUUGACGCCUUUGAGGAAAUUCCUACUGUGAUUGCCGAGACCUUGGAGAAAAAGUCGCAAGAGAUUGAGCAGCCAGUGGAACAGCCAUCGAAGAAGCAGCAGCCAGAUGAGUUAUCAGUAGAGCAACCAGCUGAGAUUCUAGUAGAGCAGCCAGCUCAGCAGCCAGAGGGGCUGCCAAUAGAGACAGAGAAAAAGCCAGUGGAUGAACCCGUGGAACAAAUUAAGGAACAGACAGCUGAGCAGCCUGUGGAGGAGAUUCAGGAACAGGCACCUGAGCAGGCAAAUGAGACGCCUGUUGAAAUGCCAGUUGAGACCCCAGUUGAGACGCCAGUAGAGACACCAGUUGAGACACCAAUUGAGCAGCCACAGGAACAGGAAGUAGAACAGGAAGUCCAACAGUCAGCAGAGCAGCCAGAGAGCAACCAAAUCAUUGAAGAGCCCAAGCUCGAAGCAGCUCCUGCAGGCUCGACUGCUCCCGAAGUUGCCUCAGCUCCCGUAGCUGAGCACGAGCCUGAACCCGCAUCGAGUGCUGAGCAAGAAGAAGUUAUCCUACCUAUUUACAAACGUAUAUCCAUCGCUGAGCCCAGCAUGUCCAAGGUUCAGAUGGCGCCCGUGACUGUCAGCGAAGUGGAGAAGUCAGAGCAACAGUUGGAUAAGCUUAAAACCCAAACCAAAAUGGAUGCACCCAAGCUUCGUGUUCAGUUCUGGAAAAAAUUUUUUUCCUUUUCUUUUCUUCCCAAAGCACAAAACCAUUAA
Drosophila sulfurigaster albostrigata is the source of this 1716-nucleotide messenger RNA. RefSeq lists its product as uncharacterized. Gene Ontology annotation, cellular component: extracellular region. Lineage: Eukaryota; Metazoa; Arthropoda; Insecta; Diptera; Drosophilidae. Gene Ontology annotation, molecular function: chitin binding. Bases 1 to 1716 code for a protein of 571 amino acids. The record is from RefSeq and is a predicted model, not a curated record. The transcript is spliced from 3 exons.